AUGUUCACGCACAUUAGAGCAGACAGGCUUCCUAGUGGAUUCUGUCGAUAUUUGUCAAGGACUAGUAUCAAUUUUGCUGCUACUGCGGAGAAAAAAUCCUCGGCCAAUGCCAACCAGAGUAUUGCGACCAAGCAAAGGCUUUACAUGUUGAGUCCUUAUUCGCCUGGAUCUCCAUUUUUCCUACCCAACGGUACUAGAAUCAUCAAUAAGUUGAUCAAAUUCAUGAAACUUCAGCAAUCAAAGCAGGAGUUCACCGAGGUAAUAACACCAUUAAUCUUCAAGAAAGAUUUAUGGGAAACCUCGGGACAUUGGCAGAAUUAUAAAGAGGACAUGUUCAAAGUGGAAACUAAUGAUAAAUCGAAGCUUUUAGAUGAUGAUGUUAACGAUGUUUACGGCCUAAAACCAAUGAAUUGUCCCGGUCACUGUAUUAUCUUUGGUAGAUAUACUCGUUCAUACAAAGAGCUCCCCAUAAGGUUGAGUGACUGGUCCAGCUUGCAUAGAAAUGAGGCUAGUGGUGCUCUUAGCGGUUUGACCCGUGUCAGAAGGUUUCAUCAGGAUGAUGGCCAUAUAUUUUGUACCAGAGAGCAGAUCGGUUUGGAAAUCUCUAAUACAUUGAAGCUUAUUAAGAUCUGUUAUGGAGUGUUCGGAUUCGACAGUUACAGAAUGCUUCUAUCCACUAGACCUCACGAUAAGUUCAUAGGUAAAGUGGAAGAGUGGGAUCUUGCGGAGAAACAGCUAGCUGGUGUACUUGAUGAGACUGUUGGUUCGGCUAAAUGGGGUAUCAACGAAGGUGAUGGUGCUUUCUAUGGACCGAAAAUUGACAUCAUGCUUACUGAUAAGUUUGGCAAGGACCAUCAAGUAGCAACCAUUCAAUUGGAUUUCCAGCUUCCUCAAAGAUUUGGAUUGAGAUAUCAGAGUGAAAUGGAUACAUUGGAAACGCCUGUGAUGAUUCAUAGGGCUAUCUUAGGCAGUGUAGAAAGGUUUUUGGCCAUGUUAAUUGAUCAUUACGAGGGUAAGUGGCCAUUUUGGUUGUCACCGAGACAGGCAGUGAUCAUUCCAAUUAACUCAUCGCAUACGGAAUAUGCACAGAAGUUACGGAAGGUGUUAAGUAAUGAACCAAAUGACUUUGAAACUCCUACCAAACUGACGGAAGGACAUUUCUAUGUAGAUGUUGAUUCCAGAAGCGAAACUAUUGGUUUUAGAACUAAAGAUGCCAUUUCCAAAGGAUACAACUACAUUAUUAUUGUUGGAGAUAAGGAAGUGAAGACCGAGAAAUUUGCCAUUAGGUCCAGAAGUAGUAGAAUAGUCAAUCAGAUGGGUGCGAAUGAGAUCGUUGCCAAGUUUAGAUCGCUAGAAGAGAAUUAUGAAUAA
Brettanomyces nanus is the source of this 1371-nucleotide messenger RNA. RefSeq lists its product as uncharacterized. The coding region runs from base 1 to 1371 and encodes 456 amino acids. The record is from RefSeq and is a predicted model, not a curated record. The transcript has a single exon. Gene Ontology annotation, molecular function: threonine-tRNA ligase activity; ATP binding. NCBI's taxonomy places the organism in Eukaryota, Fungi, Ascomycota, Pichiomycetes, Pichiales, Pichiaceae. Gene Ontology annotation, biological process: mitochondrial threonyl-tRNA aminoacylation. Gene Ontology annotation, cellular component: cytoplasm.